Petromyzon marinus (sea lamprey) is the source of this 7159-nucleotide messenger RNA. The record is from RefSeq and is a predicted model, not a curated record. NCBI's taxonomy places the organism in Eukaryota, Metazoa, Chordata, Hyperoartia, Petromyzontiformes, Petromyzontidae.
CACACACGCGCGAACACACACAGAUCCAGACUAAGGCGCCCUCACAACACAAGCGUGCGAGAUUGUAAUAGCACAGGACACAAAACAUAAAUGAAAAUUGCCGCACGCCAUGUACGCACAUCGUAAACGAUGGAGCUCUUUCUGGCUAUUUAUUUAUCUCUUCACUUGACCCUGCAACCUGCAGGUUAUUGUUGAUAGCGACGCUACAUUUAUGUCCCACCUCGGUGUUGAUUAUGUUUGUGUACUCUCCGUCGUCGGUGUGAAUGCACCAUGCUGCGUGCAGCUGGAUUCGUAGCGAGCUCCCGCAUCGCCCCAUGUCUCUGGGCUCACGCUCACGGCCUCGUGAUAUGCGCCACGUAGUAUUUCAAGACAGAAACGCCGAUGCGUGUGUAUUUGGUUUACGAUGUAUACCAGCCGUUACCAUUGACAUUAGUCACGUAACCAUUCGUAAAGGGUGGCAAAUUUGACCAAUUAAAGACCCGUUCGCUUCUUAUACCAAUUUGGCGAAAAAGGAAAGUACUCAAUCGGUUCGUAUUAGCUGCUAUGACAUUUGGUUAAGAAACACGGACUCACAAAGAACGUGGAACGAACGCUGAAAAGUGCCACGAAGAUGCAUGCUUAGAGUUCCAUUGAGAGACACAGAGGAACACAUUGAUCGGAGAGCAAACACAAUUUUGCACGCUCGCGAGAGGAUGACCACUGUGGAGAUGGAGUGACAAUGUCAGCUCGUGUGCAGGAGCAAGAUGGAUUGUGAGAUUUGGUGGCGACGUGGGAGGGCGUCAUCCAGCCGUGGAUAGAGAAUGGCUCGUAAUAAGGUCACGCGAUAUUCGAGGAGGACGAGGAGGACGUUUACUCUAUGCUCUGUGUAGCAGGCAAAACGUUGACAUUCAAAUAGCAAGACAUUUCUUAACUCAAUUGGAAAAUUGCGCCUUCUCUCCAAAAAAUAUAAAACGAUAACGUUUUGAAAGCACAAACGCCAAGUUCACCCGCAGCCUGUUUCCAACAUCGACCUCCCAUCGCCAUGGCAAAGGACCAGCUGGAACUUCGCUCAGACAUCUUCGUAAAUGACAAUGACAGCAGGGACAGCGGAGAGGAUGGCUACCCGGUGCCCUCCGAGGCAGACAAAGUCACCAUCAGCCAAUACGAUGAACAGUUUGAAACUGAAAGUGCCAACUUUCUCAAUGGUGGAGUAAAGAAAUAUGAUCAACAUGAGGGCAGAGAGUCCUUUGGGAUGUCUGUGUUCAACCUCAGCAACGCCAUCAUGGGCAGUGGGAUCCUGGGCCUCUCGUUUGCCAUGGCCAACACGGGCAUCCUGCUCUUCGUAGUUCUGCUCUUCGGCGUGGCUGUCCUGUCGCUGUACUCGGUGCAUCUCUUGCUGGUCACGUCGGACACUGCCGGCACGAAGUCGUACGAGCAGCUCGGCUUCCUUGCUUUCAAACUUCCUGGAAAGCUGUCUGCAGCAGGCGCUAUCACCUUACAGAAUGUCGGAGCCAUGUCCAGCUACCUCUUCAUCGUAAAGUACGAGCUCCCGGCGGUGAUCCGCGCGCUGUGCGACCAGUCCGUCCUGGACGCCAAUCCCUGGUAUCUGAAUGGAAACUACUUGGUCAUCCUCGUGAGCAUCGCGAUCAUUCUCCCCCUCUCGCUCAUGAAGAAUAUCGGUUACUUGGGAUACACAAGCACAUUCUCCUUGGCCUGCAUGGUGUUCUUCCAAAUUGUGAUCAUCUACAAGAAGUUCACGCUGCCGUGCCCGUUUGAGGACGAGGCGGAGAACGUGACCUUCAACGGCACGCUGCACAGCCCGGCGCACGGCGUGGAGAAGCUGUACACCAACGGCGAGGUUCACGGCAGCGGCGACCUCAACGGCACGCUCGAUGACUCGUGCACAGCCAAGUACUUUGUGUUCAACUCGCAGACGGCGUACGCAGUGCCCAUCCUGGCGUUUGCGUUCGUGUGCCACCCCGAGGUCCUGCCCAUCUACACCGAGCUCAAAAGGCCGACACGUGCACGCAUGCAGCAGGUGUCCAACAUCUCCAUCUUCUUCAUGUUCAUCAUGUACCUGCUCACCGCCGUCUUUGGAUACCUCACUUUCUACGAGAACGUGGAGCCCGAGCUGCUGCACACCUUCCUGCACAGCGACCCCUACAACCUGCUCAUCAUGCUCGUGCGCCUCGCCGUCCUCGUGGCCGUCACCCUCACCGUGCCCAUCGUGCUCUUCCCGAUCCGCUCGUCCGUGGAGGAGUUGCUCUUCAAGAACAAGCAGUUCAACUGGAUCCGCCACGUGGCCAUCGCUCUGUGCCUGCUCGUGUUCGUCAACAUCCUGGUCAUCUUCGUGCCGACGAUCCGUGACAUAUUCGGCUUCAUCGGGGCGUCCGCUGCUACAAUGCUCAUUUUCAUCCUCCCGUCCGCCUUUUACAUCAAGAUAGUCAAGAAAUACCCAUUCAAGUCCAAGCAGAAGAUCGGAGCCUUCAUAUUCCUGGUGUCCGGCAUCUUCUUCAUGUUCGCCAGCAUGGGGCUCAUCAUCUCCGACUGGGUGCAGCAGGCGAGGGGUGCCCACUGAGAAGGGGGGGGCGGGAGCAACUCCCGUUCCGCUCGCAGCAACAGAACCCCUGCCACCUCCCCAGCCGCCCUGCCGUGCAUCGCCAUCCCAGAGCCAUCCCAGAGCCAUCCGAGACCAAACCGACUGGGGACGGACCCCCCGAGCAAGACGUCCGCUGGAAAAAUCUCCCUCCGCCAGCCGGGCAACCUCGGCGAUCCCGCAUCUCCCCCACCCCCCCCCCCACGCGGAGCGACCGCCACGGCAACGGCCGUCUUGGUCAAUGGCACACGCGGAGCCGCCACCUCCACCACCGCCACCGCGCACUCUGCGAGCGAUUUCUGCGCGAGUGUUUGGGGGCGUGACGCACGACCCCCACUACUCCCCCCACCCCGCACCGUUGGGACCGUUUCACUCGCCGCCGCCGCCGCCGCCGUGAUGGGGCAGGGUCUGAGCGACCUGCUUGCCCGUACGGCCCUUUCUGGACUCGGGGGAUGCUUUUGAAAAGCGAGGAAGAGGCGAAGCUGCUGCAAGUGUGACCCUCGAGAGACUGGACACCCGCAGGGAAGAGCUCGACGUGUGGCAGCCUGAGCUACCCGUAGUAGUAACACAGUGUUAGCGGUUAUUCCCGUGACUUAUUACCUUUUAGGAUUCGAGUUAUUUUCUUUUUUAGGUUUUUUCGUCAUCGUGUCUCGUUUAAAGGUUUGUUCAGCUCACGACUCUCGUUUCGCCGGUAUUCAUUUCAUCAUGUGGUGCAGGUGGUAAAUGAAGGCGUACGUAGUGAACUCGGCGUGCUUUGCCAGUUAAUAAAGAAAACGAUAGCCUUGUGUUAUCCACUUUGAUAUUAGCAGGGCUUGCAUUAUCAUACAGACACCAAGUCCUUUCUUGUUUUCGUUUCGUGAAAGAGGCUUACACGCCCCAUAUUUUACAACGGCAACAAUUGUAACGAAACUGUGUGGGGGCAUGCAGGCACUUGUAUCAACGUGCAAACGGAGGAGUAUUUAACCCUAAAUGUGCCGACCUCUGCAUUACAUAUUUUUGAUCCGUACACUAUCGUCUUCCAAUUUUUCAAGGCUGUGUCCAGCAUCCGUGCUGACCUUUUGGCGCGGCUUUGGGAGUUGAAACCCCCUCGCCUUGGGGGGGGGGGGGGGGGGGGGGGGGGGGGAGGCAUUCACGAAGACAUCCCGACUGUGCCGCGUCAAGUCGAGUUUCCCCGCUGCGGAAAGAAACUUGAACAACCGUCAGCGGAAAUGCGAUUACUGCUGCAGGUUAUCAAACAGCUGACCAGGUUCUGUGACUUCUACUGCUGCCCAGAGUUCUGUUUCCCAGUUGCAAGACUCAAGACGGCUAUUUUGUUUUUGUACACAAUUGCUGCUUUCACGUCGUUCUCUUGUAGUGUUUCAUAGAUUAUUCUGGAUAAACUCCGAUCGCUAUGCCUUAGACAGUAUUUAACUACGCUAUUUCAAACAAACCCCUUUAGCUCUUUUUCUAUAUUAACUUAAGACGUAUCUUAACUCUAAUCUUACGGACUAUAUCGCUUAACGAUUUUGGUAAUUAACGCAGUCUUUAUUUUCUGAUAUACUGUAGCUCAUUUAGUUUUUGUGCUUUAGUUGGUACUGUUUGAAUGUCGGCUCACAACCUUCAUCAAUAGUUAGUACAUUGUAAAAUAGCCACUGGUCGACGUGCAUGUUGGUAUCGUUUGUACAUAUUGUAAAAUACGGUGCUGAAUCAUGAAAUUAGGGCGUUUAAAUGCAGAUCACAUUCGUCUCUGCAUUGUUCUACAUCUGGAAAAUAAAACCGGUUUUUUUUUUCAUAGUAUCUUUAUACUACCUUAACAAAAUCGGUCCGUUCAAAUUAUAACUAGCGUAAGCGUCCAUUUCACUGUGUUGUCCAUCGAUAACGCGCAAAAAUCUACUUGCAACUACAGCAUUGCCAAAGUUAGUGACUUCGCGUGGAGCUACGGAUUAAUAUCGUACCUGGACGAUGGUUCCCUUGCAAACCGCAUCAUCCCAUCCGUAGGAUUAUCCCUAGGCUAGUCGUAACCUCCUGCAUCGUGGUGUUCCCAGAGUUCCUCCUGCUGUUGGACGUUCCCCUUGAGCCAUCUACACAGGCCUAGCCGUAGUGGUGAAGUACUACACACCGACUUAUUGGGCUGGGAUCUCGUCGAUUCCCGGGCGCGGUGCGAUUCGUCGGCGUCGGCGGCAGUGCGGCCACGCGCGCCGCCUGGUAGCCUCGGCCGCUUGAGUUUGAUUCCUGACCCUGCCCAAGUCCGUCGAUCGUUGUCACCCGGGUUCGGUGCGAGGCGUGCGGCCUUCCGCGACGUCGUCUCUCCCGGCGGUUGUCGACCGGACGCGGCGUCGCCACUGGAGCCGGGGACUCGGCCGGAGUGGACGCGCGGCAUCGCUGGCCCCCGCCGGCGCCGCGUGGCCUGCCGCUUGCCGACAGUGCCCACCUGAGAUGAUGGUCAACGAGCUGGGACCGGGCGCCUCACUCGUCGGUGCCACCCGAGGUGGCAUAAUUUUUGUUUACGUGGACAACAACAGUGAAUAACGUGAUAACCAUAUUAAGAAUGCGUUGGUUAUCAAGUAAUUGACUCUCAAUCGUUAGGACUAAACUGUUGCGAUCUUUGGUGGUAUCCAAUCUGCUCUGGAACAUGGACUCAAAGGCUGAACCAGUUAAAACAUGUAAAUGUUUUAUUUCUUUGGGUGAAUGCAUGUCCUAAUGAAACGCAGAUAUUGGUUGUCAUUCCCUAGUAUUAAUGUAGUUUAAACACAUUUGUUUUAAUAUGAUACAAAAGGCUGCUUACCAAAACAUCCCGUAACAAAAACCUGCAUCAGAAGUGUGGGCCCAUGAGGGAGUGGAGUGCCACCUUGUGAUGACUGCUUUGUUAAGUACAAGCGAUUGGCAGUUGGAACAAACCUGUUUAGUAGAAUAAGCUACCGGGAUCUAAAAGCAAACUUGAGAAAGUGCGGUCCAUUAACGUUUCAGCAUGCUGUUCACACGAUCACUGCACAUAGGAACAUUGACAAAUUCAGCAUGUACUGUGUACGUUGAACUUCUUUCGCACCGUACGUAGCCGACAGUGCUAAUCGGCGGUGCUAUGGAAGGACAACAAACUAAACACAAAAAGCAGUUGUAGACAAAAUAGUUUUAAAUUUAAAAGUGCGUAGUGCCAGUCUUCCUAAUACCGGAAUGAAGAGCAUUCCAGACGGCCGCACAAGUGUUGUGACAUCAUUUUUCACUCCAACAUUAACCAUCUCCUCCCCCCCUCCGUCUCCACCCCCUUGCCAACAUGCCCUAUUUAUGAUCGGUUGAACUGCAGUGAACCCAUUGGCCGUUAUUUAUUUCCCCUCUUGUACAUAUACGGUCCGUGUCACUCUGUAAGUAACGUGUCUAUGGAAGCAAGUCGCUGGGUUUGUGUGUAAACUCGUGGACUUUUAGGACGUGUGGUGUUGCUGGGAAGCGCGGCGUUUUCCCAAAUUAACUACUUUCUCUUUUUUAAACAAUUGCAAUAGCAGGAAUGAGUUUCUCCUCCUCUUUGACUGUAGCCAGACUUCUUUUCAAACGUGUCUAGUCUUCGUUAAACAACACGGCCUUGUCAUUUCGAGGGAGUGAAAACAUGCGUACUGAUGUUUUUCAAACGUGUUGUCACACUUAAAAGCAGACGUAUCGGUGGGGUGCAUCUGAACGGGCCAUCGUGUUUAUCCCUGGACAUAUUUUACUGCUCCUGUAUCUAAAAACAAACGUCGCUGUAUACAACUGCCUUGAACACGGCUACAUACAUGUAGCUUAAUGGAUUAAAUGCCCUUCAACAUUUUCUUUAAACUCGAAAUAAUUUUACAUUGCAAUUGUAGCUGCAAAGGUUGGCAUUUGAAAGGAAGGUGAUAUUUCGCAACGUAACGUUUCUUCCGCUGAGAAUUGAAAACUUCGUGGAACAUUGAAGAGAACGUGGUUGGGUUUUAUUUUCACGCACGCAUUACGAAUGAAUGUAUUGCCAUGUUCUUGUUGCUGCACUUCAGGAGAAUAUGAACCUGUUGGCCACCAACACCAUUCUUUUGCCAAAUCGUGGACAGAAAGUGUCUCCAGAUGUAUUUGUGUGUGCGUUAAACAUCUUAAAAGUUCAAAUCAUUGACAGGCCUCUUGAGUUUGCCGAGUCUCCUUUUGAGGUGAAGGGAACAUUUCCCCAAUGCGAGCACUUUUGUCAACCUAAACAGAUUCGCGUGAGAGCACGUUUGUCCAGUUAUUAAAAGGUCACAUGGUGGAGAAUACUCAAACGCGAUUGGCUGUGUUGGUGACCCUCAUUUAAACCGCCACCUUUUGGUAUUGACUAGCGCCUCGUGUACUGGUCCUUGACAUUUGAAAAUGUAAGCAAACAGAAAAAACCUCGCGGUCAUGGGUUUAAAGUGCUUUUGUUAAAGCCCCCUAAUACCGAUAGCAGCUGACUCUCCCAGUGGCAUCACCACGUGAGAAAGAAAGUGAGGCUCUGGGUUGUGCGGUUGUGAAUAAACAACUCUAGACUGUGACGCCCCCACCUCGGAUGUGUAGAUGGGUGUUUUUGGGUGUUUUUGUAUCGAAAGAAGCGUUUGUGAAAACAGUACAUAAACAAUAAAAAAAACUUAAAAGAUG